Messenger RNA from Dictyostelium purpureum, 630 nucleotides. RefSeq lists its product as uncharacterized. The record is from RefSeq and is a predicted model, not a curated record. The transcript is spliced from 2 exons. Bases 1 to 630 code for a protein of 209 amino acids. Lineage: Eukaryota; Evosea; Eumycetozoa; Dictyosteliales; Dictyosteliaceae.
AUGGUUUUAAACUAUUCAUUAAUAUACACUCAAGAACUAAAUAUUUCAAUUUAUAUUGAUUCGCUUUAUACAAAUAAUACAAUACAAAUACCACCAUACCCAGCCUCAUAUUUCACAAAUGCUACAAAGUAUAAUGAAGGUAUUGUUGAAAUUACUGGUACACAACUUUUAUCACCAUCAGUUCAGAACGAUCUUAAAAUUACAAUUUUCGGCAAACUAUGUAACAUCAUUCCACCUAACAACUUAACCUAUAUCAAAUGUACAUUACCAAAAGGAGUUGAUAAUAAUCAAAAUACAAUUCAAGUAUGUGUAAACAAUAUAUACAGUAUAAAUAACCUUAUUUAUGAAUAUUCAAAACCCGUUAUUUCCAGUGUCACACAAAAUGGUUCCAUCUUUACAAUACAAGAUAUUCAAUCUUCAUAUGGAAAAAUAGUUGUCGAUUUUGUAGCAUUUAAUGAACAUGUUCCACUUAAUUUAACCAUUUAUAAAGAUCCAUAUCUUAAAAUUCCAUAUUUAAAUCUUAUUUUUACCUGGUCUAAUUUCUCCGAUCCCGAGUUUUAUAAUUAUACUUUUGACAGAAUUACCUAUAUAGCUACUAUGGAUAGUAAAGAUAUUAUGGGUCCGCAGUAA